UAAUUUUGCUCUUAAUUUCUCCACCUGUUUUGUUCCGACAAUGCCUCCAUUGUUGCCGGAUUUCUCCAACUCGGUUAAGCUCAAGUAUGUAAAGCUCGGCUACCACUACCUCGUGGAUCAUUUUCUUACGCUCACGUUCAUUCCUGUCAUGGUUGGAAUUGUUGUCGAGAUUGUUCGUUUGGGCCCCGAUGAGCUCCUCAACAUAUGGAACUCGGUCCAUUUCGAUCUCAUUCAAGUCCUGUGCUCUUCUUUCUUGGCCAUUUUCAUUGCCACUGUUUACUUCAUGUCGAAGCCGAGGUGUAUUUACCUUGUGGAUUAUGCGUGCUACAAGCCUCCCGUCACAUGCAGGGUUCCUUUCGCUACUUUCAUGGAGCAUUCCAGGUUGAUUUUGAGUAACAAUCCGAAGAGCGUUGAGUUCCAGAUGAGGAUUCUCGAACGGUCCGGUCUUGGUGAAGAAACUUGUUUACCUCCUGCUAUUCAUUACAUCCCUCCGAAGCCGACCAUGGAGGCCGCGAGAGGUGAGGCCGAGGUUGUUAUCUUCUCGGCUAUGGAUUCUUUGUUCGAGAAAACGGGGCUGAAGCCGAAAGACAUCGAUAUUCUCAUCGUCAAUUGCAGUCUGUUUUCUCCGACGCCGUCGUUGUCGGCCAUGGUGAUUAACAAGUACAAGCUGAGGAGUAACAUCAAGAGCUUUAAUCUUUCGGGAAUGGGGUGCAGUGCUGGGCUUAUCUCGAUCGAUUUAGCUCGGGAUCUUCUUCAAGUACACCCGAAUUCAAAUGCGGUUGUUGUCAGCACGGAGAUCAUUACUCCGAACUAUUACCAAGGGAAAGAAAGAGCUAUGCUACUUCCCAACUGUCUCUUCCGCAUGGGCGGCGCCGCGAUCCUCUUGUCAAACCGCCGCUCCGAGAGGAGGCGAGCCAAGUACCGUCUCGUCCACGUUGUUCGAACACACAAAGGCGCAGACGACAAGGCCUACCGAUGUGUGUUCGAAGAAGAAGACAGAGAAGGCAAAGUCGGGAUAAAUUUAUCAAAAGAUCUCAUGGCUAUUGCAGGGGAGGCCUUAAAAUCCAACAUUACAACAAUCGGACCAUUGGUUCUUCCGGGAUCGGAACAACUCCUAUUUCUUCUCACUCUAAUUGGACGUAAAAUCUUCAACCCCAAGUGGAAGCCAUACAUUCCGGACUUCAAGAUGGCCUUUGAACACUUCUGCAUCCACGCCGGAGGACGAGCAGUGAUCGACGAACUUCAAAAGAACCUGCAGCUCUCAGCAGAGCACGUCGAGGCAUCAAGGAUGACAUUACAUCGAUUCGGGAACACAUCGUCCUCAUCGUUGUGGUACGAGAUGAACUACAUUGAAUCAAAGGGGAGGAUGAAAAAGGGAGACAGGAUUUGGCAGAUAGCAUUCGGGAGUGGAUUCAAGUGUAACAGCGCCGUGUGGAAGUGCAACUGCACCAUCAAAACCCCGACCGGCGGGCCUUGGGACGAUUGCAUCGAUCAGUAUCCGGUUCACAUUCCUGAAGUUGUCAAGCUCUAGGCAGCAACAAAAGUGGAACGACAGAUGGGUUUGGGUAACUUGCUAGAAUCAUGAACUUGUUAUCCUGCAUUUAUAUUUCUCCCAUUGUGUUUUUUCUUAUCUUUUCGAAGUCAUGAAUUUGCAUAGAUACCUAAUAUCAUCCCCCAUUUAUGUGGUAAUUAAUGUAUCCCUUGCAAGGGAAUUAAGGAAGUAACAGUGUGGAAUAAUAACAGAAAAAUGCUGUACUCAUGCUGAUUGUAAAAAGAAAAUUGGUAUAGCUUUAUAAUAACACAAUAUGUGCUUAUCUUUUUUUUA
Molecule: messenger RNA, 1825 nt
Organism: Hibiscus syriacus
Lineage: Eukaryota; Viridiplantae; Streptophyta; Magnoliopsida; Malvales; Malvaceae
Product: 3-ketoacyl-CoA synthase 6-like
Exons: 1
Coding region: 41-1531 (496 amino acids)
Biological process (GO): fatty acid biosynthetic process
Cellular component (GO): membrane
Molecular function (GO): acyltransferase activity, transferring groups other than amino-acyl groups
Source: RefSeq, a predicted model, not a curated record